Molecule: messenger RNA, 381 nt
Organism: Aureobasidium pullulans EXF-150
Lineage: Eukaryota; Fungi; Ascomycota; Dothideomycetes; Dothideales; Saccotheciaceae
Exons: 2
Coding region: 1-381 (126 amino acids)
Source: RefSeq, a predicted model, not a curated record
AUGUCUAGCAUUCAUUACAUCAUUAAGUUCUACUUUAGAAAGCGCCCUAUCUUUAACGUAGCCUCUAUUAUAGAGGACUACGCUAUAAAGCAUACUCGUAUAGCUACGCCUAACGUCGUAAUCUUCGAUAAAAAGAUUGCUACUACUAACAUUACUUUAGCUAGUCGUAGUCUCGAGGUCCCUCUAAUUAACAGCUUUAAGGAAGAUAUCGGCGAUAAGGGUAAGGGUAAGGGCAAGACGAAGAUUAUAGCUAAGUCUAAGGUUAAGGUUACUAAGACUAAGGUCGGUAAGAAGGCAAAGGUUUAUAAGCGCGUUAGCUUCUUAAUCGAGGACGAUAAAGAUAACGGUCCUAUUCGUCGUUUAACGCUAAUUAGGAAUUAA